Nematolebias whitei (Rio pearlfish) is the source of this 7106-nucleotide messenger RNA. RefSeq names its product kinesin family member 26Ba (gene kif26ba). NCBI's taxonomy places the organism in Eukaryota, Metazoa, Chordata, Actinopteri, Cyprinodontiformes, Rivulidae. The transcript has 26 exons. The coding region runs from base 10 to 6390 and encodes 2126 amino acids. The record is from RefSeq and is a predicted model, not a curated record. Gene Ontology annotation, molecular function: microtubule binding; microtubule motor activity; ATP binding. Gene Ontology annotation, biological process: microtubule-based movement.
ACCUCCAACAUGACUUCUUCACUGUCAGGAACUAAGGAGAGGAGCAGCCGGAGCAGAAAAUAUGGGAUGCCUGACACUUCACCAACAAAAGCUGCCUCCUAUUUCCCGGACACAUGGUACCGAAAGGCCUACGAGGAAACCGCCCGCUCCAGCGUACGCCCGGCCCCAGAGGGUGCUGGCUCCAUGCCCAGCUCCACCGGCACCCCGUCCCCAGGCUCUGGGAUCUCAUCACCAGGAUCCUUCUCUGGCUCUCCAGGAACCACCUCCCCGGGUAUCGGCACAGGAUCUCCGGGAUCUCUUGGUGGCUCCCCCGGCUUUGGGACAGGAUCGCCUGCCUCAGGCAGCGGGAGCUCCCCUGGGAGUGAGAGAGUGAUCUGGUGUGAGAACUGCAAUGCUCGGCUGACCGAGCUGAAGCGACAAGCCCUCAAACUGCUCAUCCCUGGUCCGUACUCCAGCAAGGACCCGUCCUUCUCACUCCUCCUCCAUGAUAAGCUCCAGGUGCCCAACAGUUCUCGACGGGCGUGGAACGAGCGAGACAGCCGUUGUGAUGUCUGCGCCACGCACCUCACUACUCUCAAACAGGAAGCUGUGCACAUGGUCUUGACUCUGGACCAGUGGGAUUUGUCUCCCACCUCGUCUCCUCCAGCCCUUAUUGGACCAUAUGGAUCUCAUGGACUUCUAGGACAAACCGGAGCAUCUGGAGCACCAGGAGGUCCAGUGUCACGGGAGUGGCCGGCCCAGUUUAUUCCUUCCUCCUCCUCAUCCUCUACUGCUGCUUCACUCCUUUCUCAGUCAUCUACCCAGUCACCUUCUCCCAGCCCAAGCCAGACCCCGACACCAAGCUCAAGCCAUGGACCACCCAACCCCAGUCAGGGGAGUCCCUCGUUGGUACCAGCAUCCAGCUGUGCUUCAACAAACUCACAACUUCAAGGUGCAGGGCACAGACUGGGGUCCAAACCCAGCUCCCUGGGUCUGGGAGCCGGUGCGGAAAAACGGAGUGGAUCCCCCAGUUCAGUAAAAUCAGCCGGUGCCCAACAGCAACCAGUGACUGCAGUAAGCAGCCCCAGUACCAAUGGUGGGAACAGCAGUAAUAACAGCAGUGGCGCCAUCCUGAGUACAGCUGCUCUGCAGGCCCAUCAGCACCAGAACCGAACUAAUGGAGGGGUUACGCUCUAUCCAUACCAGAUCUCCCAGAUGAUCUCUGAAGCCUCAAGAGAAGGAGGGACUGAAGCUGCCCUGAACCGCUGCAACACACACACUCCUGCACACACUAAUUCACCAUCACACACCAGUUCUCCCUGUAACACCCCAGCUGUCACCAGCACAGCACCAACCACAACCUCUGCUGCCGCCUCCUUCUUUGCCAGAGCGGCUCAGAAGUUGAACUUGGCAUCCAAGAAGAAGAAACAGAAAACUGCAGCAGUCACAGCUCCGGUGACAUCCUCUCCUCUGUCGUGUGACCCUCCUCUGUUCCCGACAAAUUUCAGCUCUGCCUUGCUGAAGGCACCUCCACCUGCUCCACCUUGCCUUCUUCGUGCAGCCAAUAAAAUCAAAGAUACACCUGGGCUUGGAAAGUCUGCCGAGCUCUUUGAUCGCUGCGAACAGCUGGCUGGAGGAAAAUCAUACACAAUGAUUGGUCAUGAUGACUCUCUUCAGACCCUGGGUAUUAUCCCCUGUGCCAUCUCCUGGUUGUUUAAGCUCAUCAACGAAAGAAAGGAGAAAACCGGAGCGCGCUUUUCUGUCCGUGUCUCUGCUGUUGAAGUUUGGGGAAAGGAGGAGAACUUGAAGGAUUUGUUGUCUGAAGUGGCUACAGGAAGCUUACAGGAUGGACAGUCACCUGGAGUCUAUCUGUGUGAGGAUCCUAUCUGUGGCAUGCAGCUCCAGAACCAGUCUGAACUUCGUGCUCCCACUCCAGAAAAGGCGGCCUGGUUUUUGGAUGCGGCCAUCGCAGCUCGCCACAGCAGCCAGCGGCCCAGCACCACAGAGGAAGAACACAGGAACUCCCACAUGCUCUUCACCUUACACAUAUACCAGUAUCGCAUGGAGAAGACGGGCAAAGGAGGGAUGUCAGGAGGUCGCAGUCGUCUCCACCUGCUGGACCUGGGCAGCUGCGAUGUUAAGGCUCUCGAAGGUGGAGGAAAAAACAAGGAGAACUCCUCGGCCUCGCUGUGUCUUUCUCUGUCUGCCCUCGGGAACGUGAUCCUGGCCCUGGUCAAUGGGAGCAAACACAUCCCGUACAAAGACAGCAAGCUGACCAUGUUGCUAAGGGAGUCGCUAGGCAACAUGAACUGCCGGACCACCAUGAUUGCUCACAUCUCUGCCUCACCCAGAGAUUUCUCAGAAACCCUUUCCACCAUCCAGAUUGCUUCACGCGUCCUCCGCAUGAAAAAGAAGAAAGCAAAAGUCACUGUGCAAUAUACAUCCAGCUCCUCUGGGGGAGAAAGCUCCUGCGAGGAGGGUCGGAUGCGUCGUCCGACCCACUUGCGGCCCUUCCAUCACCGUGGCGACACUGACUCUGAACUACCGCUGCUUAGACUGUCCAGCGACCCUGAUGAAUACUCCAGCAGCGAGCACUCAUGUGACACAGUGAUCUACGUGGGUCCAAACGGAGCAGCGGUGUCAGACAGAGAGCUGACGGACAACGAGGGCCCUCCAGAAUUUGUUCCAAUUAUUCCAGCUUUGCUGAGAGGGAAAACGUCAGAGCAGCAUCAAACACAGAGUCUAGGAACAAGAGUGCAGAGCAAGCCUCAGGCAGACGAACAGUCUGAUGGUGCCACCCAGCCGCUGUCGCAGCCCCCUCAGUCACUGCUCGGUCAGCCGUUGGCCCCGGUCCCAGAGGAAGGAGCUGAAUGCCUGAAGUGCAACACUUUUGCUGAGCUGCAGGAGAGACUGGACUGCAUUGAUGGCAGUGAGGAGGUUUCCAAGUUUCCUUUUGAAGAGGUUCCAGCAGGCAAACAAAGUGCCAAAGAAGAAUCAUGUCCUCCAUCAUCUGCUUUGUGCUCUGCUCCUGGCUCUGCAGCUGUGCUGGACACAGAAACCAAAAUAGCAGCAUCCAAGCGAAGCAAUGACCAGCAGCUGCAGGAGAUCAAGGAGGUGGUGGAGGAGGCAGAGCUGGCCCAGACAAUGAUCCACAGCCUGGCUCAGGUUGCUGGAUGCCCCAUAGUUACCAGUUCCAGGAGGGCGACAGGAAGCAGCAGUAUCGCCUCUAACCCCCUGCACAGAGCCAAGAGCUUCCAUGACAGCCGUGAGACUCUGAACACAGUUGGUAAUAUUGAGGGGAAGGGGCGCCCUCUGGGAUCACCUCGACUCGGCAUUGCUAGUCUGACCAAAACCUCAGAGUACAGGCCUCCAUCAUCCCCGUCCCAGCGGAGUAAGGUGUACACUCAGAAGGGUGUGAUGCCAGCAACCCCCCCUCAGUCCUCACACACUCUGGCUCAGGACAGCCAGGCUACAGAUGCUUUGACCUCAGACAACAGUUUGGCUGCAGACAGCGGCCGCUCCUCCACCGAGUCCCUGCUGUCCAGGACCUCUCCUGCAGGCAUGAGUCCACAAGUCCAGGAGGCAACUCCUUCUCUUUCUGCCAGUCUGGGCUCAGCUGAGACACUCUGUGAUGACGACGUCCCACCUAUACCUUUAGACACGCACAAGGAAGCAGUAUCUGUAGGAGCAGGAGGACCUUGCUUGCUUGGGCAAGAUGAACUGGUGUACACUGUGGCCUCUGGAGGUGAAGACCUGGUUACGGUUCUUAUCGAAGCACACAGCUUGGCCUGUCGUCCAGUGAGCAUCAUUAGCUUUAACAGCGACUGUGGCUCUGAAGCUGCACUCGCUUCAGACUCUCAACUCAUCAGCAUUGCCGAUACUACUGCUUCAGAAAGAGUUGUGGACAAUUAUCACAUGCCUCCAUGUCUUGCUACAGCCUCAGGGGUUAAAGAGGUGGUUGCCAUGGCAGAGGUGGCAAUGGCCAAGCUGCGAAUUGGUGAACCCUUAGCUACGGGGAUGUCCAACUCUGGUUCAACUGUUUCCUCCUGGAUGAGUGAUCUUAGUGAAGCUGAUCAGUCUCUUCACAGCUUCAGCCAGUCUCAGAGUCAGCAAGGAGAGGCUCUGGCUGAUCCUGAGAUGAGCCUUGGAGUUGAGGGUGUUGGUGGUUGUGAGAGUGGGACAAAUUCAAGGAGAGGGAGUCUGGAUGGAGAGCUGGCACUGUCUGAUAAAAGUAUGCCAAAUAAAGACAAGUUAAGAAAACUGCCUCCCUCUAUGGCUAAAACAAAUAUCCAAAUCCUGGCAGGGCCUGGAAACCUCUCUCCUUUCAAGAGUACCAAAAGUGUUCACCCAUGUGUGGCUGUCAAACCCAUGAUGAUACAAGAGCCCACCAUCCUCUCCUCACCCACAAAAACACAAUUUAUGAAAGACCCUAUAAUAUCCAAUUCAGUCGAUUUAGCCUCCAUUUCCAGUGAGAUGAGCUUUGAAGACCCCUGGUUAAAGCGUGAAAUGGAAGAGGGAAGGUCCAGGGACCUUAUAUGUGAAGUUAAACCAGAAAUAAGGGAGAUACAGACUUUAAAGAGCAACUCAGGAGAGAAAGUUGUAGCUGGGAAUGAUGACCAGCAAUGUUCCUGCACAGAUGGUGGUCAUAGCAGCUCUGGUUCAGGAGGGGAGGUGGUGUCGUCUCCAGACUCUUUUAAAAGAGUAGUGGAUGGUUGUGAAAUGGUUGCUGUUGUUAACCAAGGUGAAUGUUUGGCUGGUAUCUACAACUUAGAUAUCCACUGCACAGGUAGCCUUCCCCGUGGGUGGCACCGCCUUAACUACCAAGAUGGUUUAGACAAUGUAAUGGAGUACCGUAAUCUUGGCAUCACAACUUCAACUCCUUGCAGUCCACGGGCCACCCUUGAUCGCCUGGGAUCAAGCGGAAAACAAGGCUUUUUCUCCCACAAGAAAGGCGGCAUUCCACCUCUUCCACCAGUGCGUAAGUCUAGCCUUGACCAGCGAAACAGGGCAGCCAGCCCUCUCCACCAACUCAGCCAUGGAGUCUCAUCAGUGGGCAACACAGCAGAUAAUGCAGGAACUUUUGGAUGUGCUCCUGCAGGAAUCACCAGACAGCAUGGCUCCAGCAUCGACAGCAGCAGACUUUUCAGUGCCAAGCUGGAACAACUAGCCAAUAGAACUAAUUCUCUGGGCCGGGCCCACAGCUCACACAGCGGUUCUCAUCAUUAUGACUGCUUCUCCCUGGAGAGAGGUGAGAGCCUUAGAUGGGGAGGAGGGGUGAGGGGGGACACCACCAUACCUCGGACUGGACGUAGCCUCACUCGUGCUGGAUCAGUACCAUCUCCUACUGGAAACUCCAGCAACCCUAAUUUUGGCGGAAGUCCCAGUCCGAGCAGUGCACCACAGUCACCAGCCAAGACCAGCAGCCAGUCAAAGAUCUCAGCUGUCAGUAAGCUGUUAAUGACCAGCAGUCCUAAAACCAGGAGUCUUUCUGCUUCCAGCACCAAGACCCUAAGCUUCUCUACCAAGUCUUUAAACCAGACUACCAACCGCAGCUCCAGCCUUCCACCAAAUGGAAAGAACUCAGUCCAGGGUCUGAUGCAGCAGCAGGGACCUGCCCCUGGAUCCACCCAGUCUCUGAGCCGCAGUCGAGGGGGAAGCCUCACAGCCAAACUACCUCUGCGGGCUGUCAACAGCAGAAUCUCAGAGCUCCUUCAGGGAAGUGCAGGAUCUCGUUCAAGGAAUCAUGUCCAGGGAAGCGGCACAGAUCGAGCAGAUGUUAAAGAUAUUGGAGGGACAAGAGCUAGCCCACGAAAAACGAACUGCGAAGUAGCAAGGGACUACUGCCUCCAGCGUCGGCGUCUCAUCCCUGCUCUGACCUUGGACUCCUCCUCCUCUUCGUCACCUUCUCAGCGCUCUUCUAAACAAGCCAUCACGUCUUCUUCCUCGUCCUCCUCCAGUCCAGGUGCAUGCUGGGUAGAUGGUCCACUGGGGCCCCCUGUGUCCUCGAACCACCGCGGCGCAGCCACCGCAACAGAAACGUUUGAGAUCAAGGUGUAUGAGAUAGACGAUGUGGAACGACUACAGAAGAGGAGGGAUAAAGGAGGAAGCAAGGAGGUGGUGUACGUCAGUGCCAAGCUUCGUCUGCUGGAGCACCGCCAGCAGCGAAUCAGCGAAGUCAGAGCCAAGUACCAGUGUCUGAAGACAGAACUGGAGCAAACUAAACAGCACUUGAUGCUGGAGCCGCACAAAUGGACCACUGAGUUUGAGCUGCAGCAGCACUACGAUGUGGACUCAGUGGAGUAUUUGGAAGCUCUCGAGACAGUGACAGACAAACUGGAGACCAGAGUCAACUUCUGCAAAGCCCAUCUUAUGAUGAUUACCUGCUUUGAUGUUUCCUCAAGACAUCGGUAGACGGAUUAAGUGAUGGCGAGGUGGAAAAGGAAGGGAUGGACACACAGCUGGAGAUAAUUAGAUGCUAAUAUUUAGAUCAAUUGCAACAAUUACCAUAAUCAAACAUACUGAGAAAACAUUUCUUUACAACAACUGCCCAGCAUGCUGGGCGACUGGAAAUUUGGAGGAUAAAAGGGACCCAUGGAGGAAGUAACCCCUCAAUCACAAUCCUACAGAUGUGAAACAGAAGGACGGCUGCAGGUAUAUGGAAACAACAUACAAGCACCACGACAGAUAAACUUUUAGUUCAUCCGGAGACCCAGUUUAAAUGAAAAUGGCUGCUCAAAAAGGCAGAAAGAUGGUUGUACGUCAGGAAUUGUGCAAAAGAAAAAAGUGAUCAGUGAACAAAAUUAAAAACAAAUAUGCCUCAAAGACUCUAAAGAAUAAACAGAUGAAAGAAGAGGAAGCCUGAAAAAAAAGAAGGUCUUUUUAAAACAAUAGGGGAACAAAAACGAAAAACAAAUUUAACUUUUUAAAAGCGCACUUUUCAGAGUUUUGACCAUAAAUGCAGCACGCUCGCCACAGAAUGACGCAGAGUUAUUGUACUAACUCACCGAGAGGAAAACAGGAUAUGAUGUAGAUAAGUGCCUUGUGAACAUUUAUAACAAAACCAAGACCGAUCCUCUUUCUCUCUGUUUUUAUGUACAGACGAUAUGUACGGUGCUAGCAUAGUAACA